AUGAUAGAUUCAGACCUGCUGCUGCUGCUGCCGCUGCAGUUGCCGGAACAGGCCUCUUACGACAGCCUACGCGUUUACACAGACACCCUUGCAGAUGAUGCAUCAUGGUACGCCCUGCAUUACUCACCCGUCUCAGACACGCGUCCACUCAUCUCGUUAACCCUCUUUUCAUGCUGCUCAAAUCCUAUUGGCUUCCUGAGAGUAUCAGCGCCCAGGAGCAAGCAGGGUUGGGUGAUUCAUCCGCCUAGGCGUAUCCGUGGCGCGCAAACCCUUCGUGCUGCCUUGAGACCGUCCACGGCUUCGUUUUUUUCCCGGAGCAGGCAAGGGUAAGCAGAAAACAGUCGCAUUCCCCAUGAGGCGUAUACACCAACUUCCUAUAGGAGGAAACUGUCCUAAAUGAAGGAGAAAAAGACUGGGGAAUUCUUGCUUCAGAGGGUAGAGGAAAAAAUGACUUCUUGAAAAGUUAAAUGAAAAACAGUCAUUCAGGUUACAGUGACGGCCACGUAAUGCAAAAUUUGUGUUAGUAAACGGCUCACCUAGGGUAAACUUGAUUGUCGCCCAAUAUUACUGUAAGGCAGUCUGUCUCUGAUGUUGUGGCUUGUACCUCGUUUGCUCUUCUUUCCGUCAGCAAACGGUGAGAGUUAAACCCGUGAAAAGGAAAUUCCGCAAUAUUAGGCGGCGGUGGAUAAUGGAGAGAAAGGAAAAGAGAAGAAAUACCAUCACCAUCAUUGAGGGAUAAAUCUUUCACACUAACUUUCGAGAACCGGGCAGGGAAUCGCCGAGUUUUGGAUAGUUUUUUUGCGGUAGGAGUGCUCCAGUUGACAUCUGAAAGCCUAAACGAUUAGCUUCACCUGUGAGGAGCACGUGGCUGAACCAUAACCUUCCGUGUGUCGGCAUUAAAAACAUCAAAAAUCAAAAGAAGACGAAGGUACGAUCACUGGGACGGUAGAUUUACUGGCCUAAGCUUUCGAACUCGAAGUGAAGUUCAUCAACAAAGACUGCAGAGUGCAGCAACUUGUGAACAUUUAUAUCGCUGUUCCUUGCGGAGGGGAGACUACGCCCGUGGCUAGGUCUGGUUUGUGCUGCCCGACCCACAAUGGUCCCCGACGUGGUGACGCCGUUUGUAUUUCGCGGCGAUGUGGGCUGCGCCACCUGGCUGCGUGGGCGGAGCGCGUGAUAACACGCAGGCAAAUCAAUCUGUUUAUUGAUAGAGUUGGUGUCCGACACCCACGCCUCCAACAGUUCUCGCCCCGUCUUGUUGCCGGCUCGCGCCAAUAUCCGCGUGUUGGCGAAGUCGAAUUCAUUGCCUUCCUCCAGCGUGUGAGUGGCGACCUGAGAUAGUGGGUCGCCUCUCCGAACGGUCCGUUUGUGCUCAAGUAUUCGUGAGCUGAAACGUCGUCCUGUUUGACCUGUGUAGUGCAAAGACAGUUAUGGCACGGGAUUUGAUAGACUACGCCCGACUGCUCACCUGCGUCCAGCCGAUCCUUCAUUUUCAUGAUCCUGCUACGCAUGGUAGCCGCCGGAUGAUGAGCAACGCUCACGCCUAACUCCGACGCAAUGUGUUCUGUAACCUCGGACACACUCUUUAUGUACGGCAGGAAGUGCCAAAUUGUUGCUGUUUCUCUUUCGUUUGCCCGUCGUGGGUGCGUGCGCAUGAAGCGACUGAUAAAACUAUUUGGACAGCCGUUCUUUGUUAAUGUGUCCCUGAGAUGUCUUAGUUCUUGCAUCCUUCCUUCGGGCUCGCUACAGUGCGCUUUUACCCGGUCGAAAAACGCCCUCACACAGCCCCGUUUGUACACCAAUGGGUGGUUGCUAUGGUAGUUGAGGACCUGGGUUGUAUUGGUCGCCUUUCUGUACACCGUAGUGCUGUGUUUACCAUCAAGUGUCCGCGUGAUGAGCACGUCAAGGAAGGGUUGUUUCUCGGCCUCCCCGUCGUCUCUUGUACACUGGAUGUCGGUGAAGAUGCUGUUAAACAGGUCUUGAAAACCCGAUAGCCUGUGCUUUUCAAUAAUGACGAAUCUAUCGUCCACGUAUCGGCGCCAAAACGCAGGUUUGUAGUGGCUGAAAGCAACCUUUUCCAGCUCUUGUAAUAUCACUUCCGCAACUAAGCACGAUGUUACGGAAAUCUUUGUCAAUCGUUGACAGUUCGACCGUCACAACAGAUGUUGUCCAUCUUGCGCUCCGCAGUAUGGCGGAAAAAGGGAUGGCUACUUGCGAGUGAAUUGGUUUAUAGUGUUAACAGGCUUGCGCGGCACGUACCACACUCUCUUCUGUGCCACCCAUCGGAGUCCGGUGCUAAUGCGGGGUCAAAAAGAUCGGAGGUGAGAGGGGGUGCAGGGAGUGACGAAACAAAACAUCCAGUUCACGCGUACCAUACACGCCCAGACUCGGGCAAAAUGGACUAGGUUUUCAAGGGAGCGGCUCGGAUCUCGACUGAGUGAGAGUGCUGUAGAGGUCACACCAAGGAUAUUCUGUUCUGAGAGAAGGGCCUAGUUUUCCCACCAGAUGGCAGCCUUCCAAGCCACGGCUUUUAGCGCAGUGUAAUGGUCAAGGAGUGCGUCACAUUGUCUGUAGCGAGGAAUAUGUCUCGAAUUCCGUGGGAACGCAGUCGCCAGAGUCGGACUUACGCUCUUCCACUCCUCCCAGCCAUCGGUCAACGGUAUAAUGUGGUUAUGCAUGCGCGCCGGAUCGACACAAUGCUGUUGGCUUAAUUAUUUAGAGUUGGUGUGAUUACGUUAGUAUGGUGUUGCUCUGUGUUGCGGUGUGUGUUCUGUCGGUAGCCUGGUUUCUUUGUUGCCGUGUUUACCUUUUUCGGCCCAGUGCCUAUGAUCCUUCUUGACUUUCUGUCUGCUUUCUCCUUCUAACUUCCACAUUGGGUGUCUCAGGGUUAGCGUUUAUGGCUACGGUUAAGGGUUAGGGUUCGGGGUCAGGGGCUAGGAUUAGAGGUUUUGGUUAGGGUUUUGGGGCAACUGCUUCUCAACCACUCAAAGCAUAACCGCGCAUUCCCGAGAGCCUUUUUGCAUACAAUUACUUGACCUCUUCGCCUGUGCGUUCCCCGACCCCACCUGUAAAGACUCCCCAUUAUCACCGUUCCCGUAGUACAGGCUGCUGGGGUGUGUUUGCCUUAGGUGCGGCCACUUAACCACAUCUGACCCGGUCAACUGUCCGAGCCAGUCAACCAUCUGAUGCGAGGAAUGUGUGCAGACCACUGGCGCGGCGUGGUCCUGAACCCAGACGUGUCAACACAGGAGGCAUGUGUGAUACUUGUUAUGAAUGUGCAGCCCGCAUAACGCGUGUCGUGUCCUAACCUGGCCCCGUCUUGCUCCAGAGCAUCUUCCCCGUGGCCCUUCCUAUAUGACGAUCAUCGGGUUUAGCUUCAACGCAAACGUAUCAGUACCAAAGUUGGCAAAAGGCUCACUCACUUAGAAGGAUUCUAGUAAACAAAUAUUUCAGUCUCCUUAUUUGCUGACCUUUUAGGGAAGCAAUCAAUUAUCACACUUUAAACAAGCCCUCCUUUAUGUUCAUAAGCGUAAAUCAACGAAAUUUACUUCAGAGAUAAAAGCUUUUAUAUCGAAAUGCAAAUCCAGACAAUCGCGAGGAAACGUACUGAUUUCUAUUUUAGCAAUGUUGUGCCAUAUUUACCACAUGGAAUAAAUUUGCUUCGAACAUUUUCCAUCAGAAUAUGGUAAGGCUCAACUAAGAACAGCGGCCAAGGAAUAAAAGUUUCAAAAAACGUCCAGGGAGAGGGUCAGUCGUCUAGAAAAUCCGGUUUGAUUUCGUUACAGGAGUCCUCCUUCCGCAACCACUAACGGACUCAGAUAACUUAAGCGUUAAAUAGUUAAUACGCAUAUCCCAGACGUCCUGUUUGCUUUCUUUUACGACUGAAGCAAUUAUUCAUGUGGAGAGUUUGGCCACUUACAUUUGCUCGUUGCGUCAAUGCCUCAACUUUGUCCUGCCUAACAAAACCGAUGCAAGGGCGAGAAAUGUUAGUAAGAUAAAUAACCAUCAUCGUGCACCUCAUACUACCAAUCGCAUAACUGCUUCAUGCUUUCUCGUCUGGUCAAGAUUGAUAAAUGUCUUUAUCUGCUCUUCAAAUAAAUCCAAUAUUUGAGAUUCUUCUACUCCGAAGGCAUUCAGUUGAUUAUCGAUUUUAGUGGAAAAGCUAAUUUCGUUCAUUAUUUUACGUAUCUGGGACUUAAGUUAAAUGAGAUCGGUGACACUGAUAUGACCCGUGGUUUAAUAGUCGAAUGCCCUCCUCAUGGUUUUUAAAAAUUUUGCUGCUAAAUACAUGCUGUUGAGAACAACAGCAAAUGAAAAUAACAUAUAACCUUUUAUAAGUUGCAUCCAUCGAAUGAUUAAAGAAGAGCGAAAAAACGCCUUCUGUAAAAUCAGGACCAUUCUGCUGCUGAGGUAUCUCACAAGAUGACUUUGGUAAACAAUCUUCAAAGAACGAAGCCCAUUUGCAAAAUAGGUUUCAUCAAGGUUGUCGGCCGUUUUGAUGUCGCGUCCUUGUCAGUCUGAGUCCGUCGAUAUCUGAAAUCAAUGAUUUUACAGAAUUCAUCAUUUGCGAAAAGCAAUCCUGGUAGUCCUCUCACUUAAACAACAAUCACAUUUCACUUAUUAGAAUUUUCAGAAUUAGUGCGGCCAUUGGAAAGUGGUCAGUCAUGUUGUCGUCUCUAUUCGGACGUUGAUAUUUUUUGACUUACAAAAAGCUGGCUGUCCGCUCAACGAAGAUGGGCUUCCCCUCUUCGCUUAUUUGUGCUAAUUAAUGACUCAUUUUCUCACCGCCUCUGAAAAGCCAUUGGGGAAAUGAAUCUUAGCUUUUAUCGUCGAACUAACAAAUCAGGAAAACUAGACCGUUUGUCUUGAGAGUUUUUCCCUGAUAACUGUGCGAAUCUAAAAAGUGAAGAAGUACCCCCUCUCUCAGAACUAAGGUGGAAUCUUAUCAUACAAAGCGAAUAUUCGCAGAGGAAAAUUGCAAAUUUGUGGCCAUUUGUUGCUUUAACUACGUGCUAAAUCGCCUAAAGGAUAUUCUUACUUUGUGAGCUGAUGUUGGAAUUCAGCUGUAAGUAGGAUAAAUAGACUGGUAUACGCCCUACGCAUAGGGUAAUUCAGAAGGUGAAACUCAAAUAAAUGUCAUUUUUCGUGGUAAUUUUAGCAGUCAGAAAAGGCGGUUUCUUCUUCACUCUCCUUAUUCACCCGUUUUCACAACUGUUUGGUUUUUUGUCGAAACACUACGAUUUGGCUUAUUUGAAUAGUCGUCCCCUAAUUCAUACAGUGUUUACGCCCAUCCUUACUUUGACGUCAUGCGCAAGCUUGUCCUCUGCUCCUCGACCACUUGGAAGGAUUACCACGUGAAUUAGUAGCUAUACAGAGACGUAAUUGUUUUCUCCUCCUCGGUGGGUGUUCUCUAGUUCUCCUGAAGUCAACAUUUGUAGACUGCUUUGUUGCCAAAACUGCACGAUCACUCAAGGCGUCUCUCUCCGACCUCGAAAUAAGUCAAUGUGCUUGCACCGGCCCCUAGUGUCUCUCGACUGUCCCCUUUCUUGUUUACCUAUUUCUUAGAACCUAUAGUUACUGACCUAACUUAUGAAAUGUGUCGAAAUUUACGAAUGAUUGUGAAUCCCCUUCAAACCGACACCAUUUCAUGAGUCCAAUGUCUAUGUUAAUUAAGUACAAAUUUAAGAGAAUUAAAAACAUAAAAGAACUGUUAAAGAUAGUGCUGCAUUGUUUAGAAAUGCCGAUUUAUUUUGAAAUGCGCAAUAUCACGAAAACGUCAGAAAUGGCUCUUAUUUAGUAAACUUCGUUUUUAGAUAUACAGAAUGUAUUUCUAUAUCAAAAAGGCAAUAAAAUGAAUGUAAGACUAAAAUAACGUCUAAUAAUACUGCUUAAGUGAAUUUUACAUCUACAUAUCGUUCAAUAAUUAGUGCGAUUCCAUAUAUGACGGUUUGUCGUUUUGCUUGAUUUCACAGAUUGGGACAUGAAAGGAACAAAAGUUUUCAUAAGGUGACAUGCCAUGAGGCCGGUCGGAGCCUAACAAAUUUAAAUAGAACUGACAGGCAUGAUCGUAAACAUACCAUUUUGUGUUUAUAGAGAGAAUACUUCUUCCGUUAAAUAAAUUUACACUUUUCCUUCUUUUUUGGAUUACGUUGAGUUCCAAAUCAGCCCCGAAAUGUUGCUAAAUGCGUCAUAAUUUUCAGUGUUUUCACCUGAGCGUCCAUAAAGACAGAUUCUGAAAUACCUGUCUGUUGAGAACUUUAGAAUAAGAUUAUUCGUGAAAGCAUUUAGCGAAUUAGUGAGUGUUUGGGCGCUCCUUUUCACGAAGAUGGUCGUUUUGGUUACACGCAAAGAUUCAUUUAAACAUGAAACUCCAUUUUCGAGAAAAAUGGCUGUCCACGACGAAAUUCAGCAACGAAUAUGCCUUUGGUCAAUAAGAAAACUUUCCUUUAAGAAGUGCUUUAUUAUUGCACUCCGUUGACGGAUCUCUGUGUACUUUGCAUUUUUGGACGGUGAGGCCAGGUAACAAUCUGACACUUUUGGCCGUUUCUCUCACGUUCCUAAUCGAUACUGUUUUUUCUUCCGUAAACGUGAGAGCAUGCCUUUCUCUAUACAUUAAGGCCAUUUCUACUGUUUUUGCUCGCUUUUAGACUCCGUUCUUCGAUUAUGAAUGCACGGCAGAGCGCCUAUAUAAAUACUUAUCUUUUGAUUAAACUGUUAACGUUUUGCUCGUUCUAUUUCUGAAUAAGAUAUGCACAGACGCUAAACUGCACGACACGUAGUGUUUAAUAUGUUAAAAACUAGAAAUGACCAUUCGGUGGUAGCCAUUUAUGCGACAUCAGGUAGAAUUUUUCGAACGGCAAAACAAUUUCAGUCCAUUUAAUCGAAGGAAUCCCUAACUAUGUUAUUACUUCAUUUUAGGGCACCAAAUCGCAUUGAUCUUCUAAUUCCUAAAAUAACCUUUGUGUUAGCGGGUUGAUUACUACGAAUGACAUCGGAUAUAAAAUAAAUUUUCAGAUCUAGCUAACUCUGUUUAUUAAAACUCACGCAUGUAGAUUACUAUCCUUUCAAUGAAAAAGUCGCACAGAUGCGUAACCGGAGUCUAGAACAUGCAUUAACAUAGGACAUUGCACGAAUAUAUUCCAAUGUCCAUUUCUGCUAAGGUGUACGGAUAUUGUACUUGAUAUAUUUAUGUAAACAUAACUACUGUACAAGAAAAUGAUACUUCAGUGAAGGAUGUGGAUGAACGAACAAAAAGGCGAAACUUUAAAGUUGUCCAGAAAUUCUCGCAUCAGUUUCCGUUAUCAGAUUUCAAGAGAUGAGUCACGCACUGUAAACGGCAGAAAAGAGAGCGCGAUAGUAGGUAAACGUUCGGAUAAACGUUGAGGUGGCAUAUAGCGUCCUCGCGCUAAAUUCCUUCGUAGCUACUUGCAAAAGGAACACACGUACCAGCAACCCGAUCCCCGAGGAAUGCUGGGAGUAUCAAGAUAUCCGAUAGUGCAAACAAAAGUUGAACAUUUGUCGCAGUUCUUCCAGUUUGUUUUCAAAAAGAAGAGGACUACAUUCCGUCUUGUUACGAUAGUGCGAACGCGUCAAAUAUAAAAAGGGCGGGGAUCCACUAUGUCACGAUGGCCUGGUUUUCAAUCUCCGAGUGGGGUCGCAUACUGCAUCCUUGCCCGUCUUCUAUUAUUUGGGAUACUGGGCAUGAAUGGACUUUUCCUUUGUCUUAAGCCAUGACGGUUGUUCCAGACUCUUCGUUCAGAUGACUUUGUCUGAACAUUUUCUCCUGAUCAUUUAAAUACAGUUCGCCAGAAACGCGUUCUUGAUCAAAUUUGCCUUAAAACAAAACAAUUGGGGGAUCAGUACUUACGUCAGAUUAGAGGGAAGCUUUCGAAACUACAUUACAAUCGGAUUAUAUACAGGUCCAUUGCCCAUAGACAAACAGCGCGUCUUAAGGCUUAUUGACUGCCCUAUGGAGCACGCUUAACCCUGAAUAGCUCGAAGGAAAAGGUUAGUAUGGACGUCUGAUCAAGGCUAUUUCUUUAAAUGAGAAGAACAGACAGAAGAAAUGUGCGGCUUAAACAAUAUAGGUUAGCCAAGAUUAAAAUAUCAAACUGGCAACCUGGACCUAACUGAAUCAGCAGAAAUAUAUCUACGUCUUUAUUUUCCGCCUUUUAUUAAUUUUCCCCGCAUCAUUCAUAAUCGAACUUGCUGACUGAUACUUAAACCUGACCACUUCACAAGUGAUCGUCGCUAUUCUAUAGCAGGGGGACUUGAUAGAUAUUGUUCGCAUAAAUGUGUUAUUGGGUUUUGCGUCAGUUUAUUUAAGCAUCUAGACAAUUUUCCCACAAUUAACUAAACCAGCAAUUUAAACAUAAUUCUUCGCAUUUGUUAUGACUCAAAAAGGCAACUUAUGUCACAUCCCCCGCCCCUCCCAGUAAGCAUUACUUUAAAUCUCUGUCCGUCAAACAACACUUGAAAUAUGCGAAUUUCUCCACGCUAGUCGCAUUUGAUCUAAUCAGCGCAUCAAAAUUCCUCUUGAUUGAUUGGACAGAGUCGGCGAAUUGUUUGCUGUCAUAACCGUUUUGCGUUUUUCAGCUAGUCACGCAGACAAAUUUAUUACUUCGCCUCGGACAGUCGGCGUAACGUACUUAUGGUCCUUCGGCUCUUAGCGUAAGGGAAUACCAGCUGUCUGUCUCUGCUUUUGGCGGUGUUCUAACGAGUCUAAUAUACUUUCCGGAGGGGACAUUUCAACUUAACUUAUCCACCACGAAUUUAAUAUAACGUAGCAGGUAUCUUUUGAAAGGCGGAUUUUUGGUAAUAUUGGGUAUUUUACAAGCUGACACAAAUUCUGUCUACUUGCGAUAAUAUAAGUAGCACUUAUGGGGAAAUUUACAAGAAUGGAUGCAUCAAACUCGCCAAGAGAAAUCGCUUAACUAUUCUGCCAACAGUGACCUUCUGUUUUAAGGGUCAAUCCGGAAAAUGCGAAACCACUUCCCGUCAAACCUGUUUAUUGCGAUUUUAAAAAUAAUUUUACUUGCCUGUUUUGCAUCCGCCCCUACCGGGUGACAUCCGGCAAAAAAGGGUCUUCACUCCAUCUAGAUACGGUCAUUAAACCCAGUUAGCUUAACCCUGUACUUUUUUCCUGUCAAAGGCAGUAGUUCUACGUAAAUGAAGUUUGUAUGGACAGGAGGUACUUUUUAGUGAAUGCUGAUGUUUACGGAUAGAGAUGGGGUAAAUUGCCUGACUACGUUUUUUAAGGGCAAUAAAUUGGCCAGACAGAGACAGCUCCCGAAUUUUUCCGGAUUACCUCCCAAAAUAAGAGAACCGCGUUGACAGGGUAGGUUUAACCAGGGACAACCAUCUGGGAGGAAUUUUUGAUCUGCCAAUUGCACACAAUAACCGUUGUAAUUCUCUACGCAUUCACUACUCUUAUCUGAUGCUGCCUCUGACUGUUUCUUCGAGUGUGCAUAAAAUGCACCAGGCGACCAAAAAUCCUGUUCCAGCGACCACGGUUCUUUCUUCUUUCUGGAAUCUUCAUUGUUGCUUUUAUCUACAGGUCCUAAAUGAAGAAAAGUGUUUCCGUCAAAUAGCUGUAGUGAGGGCUCCGCGUCUUGCGCAAGCAUAUCGGAUUCGAAAUGGUACUCCGCAGGGGGGGAGGAAAGAUUUCAUUUUGCAAACAACAGAGCGUGAACCGUAGGUUAAUGUUCAAAAUGGCGAUUUUCCUUCGCUCUCAAACUGGUAAGCGGUGUUCAGCCUUGGCUUGGGUUUCCCCGCUGAGGAUGAAUGCCCGCGCAUUUGUCUGCCAAAGCUUUUCAGCGAUCGAAUUGAAUAAUGGUGGGGUAAUGCAUGGUCUGGCUGGAAUGAUGACGAUGCCCGUGCUUUGAACCUUCAUACAGUGUUAUGACAGAGUUAGAUCCAUGAUUGCACAGAUUUUCGUCGAUCCUUCAUUUGUAAACUAUCUCUUAGUAACCCUCCUAAUAGAACCCAUCCCCAAGGGUUUACGCCUGAUAGGAUGUUUGCAUGUAACUUCAUAAUUCUUCCCCAACCGUCGAUGUUGUUCAGGUCACUGGAAUGAUUCUGAAGUCACCAAAGCAGUUAUCUGAACGGGCAUCAGCGGUAAAGCAUGUGGCCUAAUAAAAAAAGAGCCCCCGGUCUUCCCGAUAUGGAGCUCUAGACAAUAAAAACGAAGAGACGAGUCCCAGGAAGCAGUCUUGAAGAAGGAGACACGAUCGCUGGGACAAGAGCUUUAUUAGCCUUACGUUUCGGAUUCCUACUCGAACCCAUUAUCUGAGACAACAGCACAUACGGGUGGUUCAUGCACAAGGGGCUGCAGUAUUUGUAGGAUGCUGUCGCGCAUACCUAUAAAUGCUCACGGCUCCCUCCUUCAUCAGGGAUCGUUGUACGUGGUGUGAUGACUGUUUGAUGGCCGACAUUUGCGUCGUUAAUCGCUGCAAUUUCAUCACGUGUGUUGGAUGAUGGUGUGAUGAUCGCUCGACCAUCUGACGCAUCGAUCGUGGUGUUGGGAAAAGUGUCCACCUGUGCGCUCCCCGCGUGACUAAUUACUCCGCCUAGGCGAAGUCUCAGCACCGAGUAUGGAAGAUGAGGAUCAUUGCACUUGUUAAUGGACUGGGGGGGGGGCAAUAAAUCAUGACUUAAGCAGCUCCCGGCUCACGCGGUUGUCACCUCUUGCGAGAAUUUCGGCCUCGUCGAGUGAGCCGCAACUUGAGAACUGGCGUCAUUUCUCCGCACCGCUGCAGCGUGCUCGGCCAUUCGUUUUCGGAACUGUCUUUCGGUUUCUCCGACGAAUUUGCUUUGUCCACAACUGCACCAGAUACGAUAAACGACUCCAUACGUUUCUUGCCGUGGCAGCGGGUCUUUUGGUUUCAAUGCCUGAUGGUUGCCUCCGGUCUGCGUGCAUGUGUGCCCCUUUUGCAUGAACCACCCGUAUCUGCUUUUGUCUCUGAUGAUGGGUUCGAGCAGGAAUACGAAACGUCAGGCUAAUAAAGCUCUUGUCCCAGCGAUCGUGUCUCCUUUUUACCUCUAGCCAAGUUCGCCAACAAAGGAUGUGCAGUCGAUCGAUUGGACACCAAAUGGCCGGACCACUACGGUCCCACGUAACCGCACUCCUUUUUUGGUUUCCCAGUCAUAUAACAUGUUGAGAGCUGUCUGUCGGUCGUCCCACGCCAACUGGACAAUUAAUAUCAUAACUUAUUACAGACGUGCCCUGGGCCGGUAACCAAACAUUGCACUGCUUGAACAGGCGACAGACAGUGACGUCAGGCUGUUGUUCGUGCUGAUCCAAGUCAAGUGACCUCAGAUACGCCUCUCAGGUGACACGGAUCAGGGAAGAUUGCGGCGGGCAUGAGACUUUGCCCAUAAGUCUGUGGGCUUAUCGGUCGAAGAGGAUAACGCAUCAUUGACAUCCGAACUCUCGUGGCGUCCUAGCUUUCACGCCGCGGUAUAUUCCGAUCUGGUGUGAUAGCGCCCCGAAGGCAGCUACUUUUGUGUGCCAGGAUAAGGCUGUGCUUAUGAUGUGGGUAGAUUUUCAGGGCUUUUUGCUUUCGUGAGGGUCCUGUUCGCCUGCUCUGAUGCCGAAACGGAACAGGGGGGAUUCCUCCGUCUUUUUAUCUAUUAUUUUAAAUACAACUUGGGGAAACGUUUGCCGCAGUUUGUCUAUGAUGUUUCCGUUUGUACUCUAGUGUAGGAUGGUCGAGGUGCCAUAUAGGGCUGACAUUUAGAAUUCUGGCCUGAAAGAACAGUAGACAGAGGCUCAGAAUUUCCGAAGUACCGCCUCGUCAGCAAAACUGGAGAAUAAGCAUCCCAAUGGAAUUCGUCAGACUUUCUAAUUGACUCUGAAGGCAGACAUAAUAAAAAGGGUAAUCUAAUAGCUCCCCCGAGUGUCUCUUCCUGUUUUUUGUUUUGCCCAACUUUUCCAAAACAACGAUUGCCAUUUACUUUUCCGCAGGAAAAGUUCUUGCCUGACCUUUACUUCGCCUAAGGGAUUGGUUCGACACAACUUGUGCGGAAGUCGGAGAGAUGCGACUUGCUGGAGGUCUGAGGAUGACCAGCACCUCCAGUUCAGAGACGAAACUCGUACCUUUUGUGACCGUAGGAUUCAUGCUGAAGCCCUCUCAUCCUACUGACCGUCAGCCAGUCAGGCGACAGGUUCUGCAUGACUGAAUAGUGUUUAGUUGAUCUAAUAACGGGCCUUCACAGGAUCCUGCAUUUCGAUCGAUGAGUCAUCAAGUCCACGUAACGUUGAACGCUUCCGGCAAUUCGGCGGAUUUAAGGUUAAUCACCCCAACUCUACUGUCUCUUUUUGAAUCUCUCGAUCAUCAGUAGUAUGUUUGUCUCCUACUCUCAGCUCUAAACCACAAAACCUUGCCGUGAUGACUUUACCCCAUCCAUACUCACCAAUUCUCGAUGCAUUAUGGGUGUCACAGCAUAUUCUCUUCAAGACUGCUAUGUGAUGAUACCGGCCAGGACAAUUACCUCGUAACCGCUGUUUAAAAAUCGUAGAUAGCUUUGGUGGAGCAUCCUACUUAGUCAAGUCUUCCCUGGGCAGCACCCUGCGGGCUAAAACAACAACAGCUAAGCGCGUAGGCUACUUUCGAUUUAUCGGUGCAUCUUUAUAUCACUGAAUCAGAAAAGCCUUCUACUUAUCAAGCAAAAAUGUAUAACAUUUACAAGUGCCCUAUGGACGCUCCAAGGCACCGUAAUUCAAGCAAAGUAGUAUGCGCAGUCGUUAUUAUCCUACUAUCAAGGGGAAAAUUGAAGCUUUAAUCUAGUGCAGCAUUUAGCUCGCUGAGAUUUAAAAGUAUUUGUUUGGCUGGCCUCUACAGGACACUGGGAGUGGCUUGGACACCUUAAAAAUAUCUUACAUAUGACUAGGGUAUCUAAACUGAUGGUGGUUUUCCUGUAAAUCCAAUCUAUAUGCACCUAGGUGUGCUAACUCAGGAAAUGUUAACAGAAAUUUUGAAAUGCGUUUUCGUCUCGAAAAGAUUGCCUAAGUAAGGUUUUAAAAUUAAUCAUCUUGCAGCAUAAUUCUAUAAUAAUUCACUUACUUCGAGUUGCCGGCUUUCGAACGAACUUCUUUCCGGUCAUAUGCAAAAACCCAAUUGUGUAAAGAAUGACUACUUAAUUAGCAUGGUUCUUCCGCCUUGAUUUUCGACACCCUUAAGAAUCAAAUUAUAUUUCACGGCAAACGCGUGUAAAAAUAUUCAUUCUUUUAUUCAUGCAGUAGAAAAUUACGUCUUUCUCCAAUUUUAUACUCGAAGAAAGGUUAUAAUUCGGUUUUCAAAAACUUUUCUGGUAUUCAGUGUUUUCAAACUACAAGCCGUAUAUUUUCUGCGUACGGAAUGCCAUGCAUUUCUCUACGGUAUAAAGAGGAGACAAUAUGGGGUUCAGUAAAUCUAGCAGUGGAUUUGAGCCAUAUUGUUGACUUUACAAGCAACAUUGGUAAAUGCAGAGACACGAUGUUUUAUGAACGGGCAUUUCAUGGAACUAAAAAAUCUCAUAAUUAUAAACCUUUUUAAAACUGAACUAUACCCUUCCUUCGAGUAUACAAUUGGAAGAGGACGUAAUUUUGCUACUGAAUGAAUAAAAGAAUGAAUAUUUUUAUGCAUGUUUUCUAUUAAAUAUGAUUGAAUUCUUAAGGGUGUCGAAAAUCUAUGAGAAAAAUUUAUGCUUCUUAGAUAACCAUUUUACAGUGUGAUUUUCGCAUGUGAUCAGAAGGAAGUUCGUUCGAAAGCCGGCAUCUUGAGGUAACUGAAUUAUUGCAGAAUUAUGCUGCAAGAUGAUUAAUUUUAAAACUCUACCUAAUUAAUCUUUUCGAGACGAAAACGCGUUUCAGAAUUUCGAUUAAUAUCUCAUGAGUUAGCAUACCUACUGUGCAUAGAGCUGCCUUAUUGCAGUGGGCUUUCAGAAGGCUGAACUUUUUCAUUUGGUUAUGACAGCUUCGCUCAGAUUCGUCUGACUUAGGCCUACAGAGACUACUACAGUUUCAAACAUUUUUGGUCUUAUACAUUCCGGGUUAACCUUCAUUGGCCUACUUGCGCACAGUGCUCGCCUCCUGAACCAUUGUCUGUUUUUCAACUGUAAAAACUGUGCGUCUGUGAAGAACGGCAGCCGCUGCAGCAGAAUGGAGCGCAUCUCCACCUCUAGAAAAUAUGCAGUAUUUUUUAUUUUGCGCUCAACGUAACUGCGUCCUGUCUGCUAUCAGCAGUUUUCAUCUCAGUGAGUUUGUAUUUUAUUUCUCGCAGAGCCAGCCUUCUUCUUCCGAAACGACAUUUCAUAAAGUUCCUUUUGCCUAUAUAUAAGACCUUAAAUCUGAUAAAUAGAGGCAGCUUGCGACUUACGCGAUUGUUCCCAUCCCACCAGAAUUUUGGACCAAGUAAAUUUGGAGGUGUGUGCCAUCGAGAAGGAGCUAAUGUAGACUAGCUGUCAGACCACCAGUCGGCCAUUUGACACACAAGUACACCACUAGGCUGACUGAGUGGUCUAACGUGAACGGAUAUUCCAGAAUGUUAGAUCGAGCGAACUUACCCUAACAGCCUGUGGACGGAGGGAGAAAAGAGUGGCUAUUGUUCGUUCUAGUGUUUUGACAGAGAAUUUUACAUCUACGAGCCACGGUUCAUUGGCCUGACCUUUCGCAUUCACACUCGAACCCAUCAUCACAGACAGAGGCACAUAGUUGUGUGGAGACACAACGAGAACAAUAUUCACAGACGGUAGUUGCCACACAACCACAUAUCUCACAUAAUUGGCAGCUCCCGCAUGGUCGUAAUGGAUGCGAUGAUGGCUUCUUAGUCCGCAUUUGAGUCGUUAAUUGCCGUAAUCUCAUCCUCACGGUAGAUUCUUGACGUGAUAAUGACUCGGGCAUUUGGUUCAUUGUCACUAGAAAUGUCGGCUGUCCACACCCUCACUGCAUGGCUAAUUACUCUUCACAGGCAAAGUCCCAGUACAAAAAAUGGGGUUGGCAGGUCAUUGCGUUCGUUUAUUAGCCUGACGGUUCGGAUUCUCAAUCGAAUCCAUCAUCAGAUACAGAGCCAGCAGUGAGGAGGAACGGCGCCAACUCCCAAGUCGCAGCGCUCAUUAGACGGGACCCAGCCAUGCAUUCAAGUUGGACGAAGCAGAAAUUCUUGCUAGAAAUGACAACUGCGUGAGACGCAAACUGGUCGAGUCAUGGUUUCCCUGUCCUCUAUCUAUCAUCAUGCACAACGGCCUCCUCGCCGGAAUAUUCGGCGUCAGUAAAAAGGCCUCGCGGUGGCUGUUGCAUGCGGGUGGUCGAGAUGCUUCAAGGUAAUCAUCGGAGCAAAAAGGAGACAAUUCAGUACCUUCUUUUCCAAUGCCUGCAGAGGUAUUACAGUUCCUUAUUAUUAUAAUUUAAUGGUGAAAAUAGUGUGCUCUUUCACUCGGUAACAGUAUGAAGGAUCAAAAUUUGUGAUACAACAAAUUUCUUGGACGUUCAGCUCUUUUUCCCAACACAACUGCUCUCCGGAGUAAGUAACCCCGCCCAUGAACCGCCGUGAAUCUCUUUUUUCGUGUUUUCCACUUGUUUACGAUAAUGGGUUAGAAGAAGACUCCAAAAUGUCAGACCAAUAAAUUUCUUGUCCCAGCAACCGCAUAUUCUCCUUCUGGACUGCUUCCUAGAAAUCCCUUACGUGCUUCUACCGGCAACUCUUCGACUGUUCCUUAAGAUAUGCCACCUUCCCUGUUCAGAAUGUGCCGUACCCUCACCUGACAGCCUCACCUAACUCCACAGUCAGUCAUCCCUAAGAUAAAAAGUGACCUAAUGAAGAAGAUAUUCCGAUGGACUUACUGUAAAUCCAGUAGCAACUCAACCAGGAAUAAGACCAGCUUUCUUGAGGGUAACGUCUCUCCUUCAAAAGUAAGGUUCUUCUUGUCUUCGCGAAAGCGUUAAACAAGCGUUCUCAUGAUCGCCACUGAAACCGAACUCACCGUUCUGAGGCUGAACUCUACUCCUACGAUGUAGACAGUCAUAUUACCUACCCGAAAUAAACUGCGCAUUAACCGAUCCUGUAUUUCUGACGCAGAGCAUCGCAAAUUAAUAUAAAAGGGCAUAUUUAAACGAAUUUCCUUACUAAAACCGAAACAGGUUAAUUGACCCAUUGUAAAAAACUCCAUCGGAUUCGAACGUACGAUAAGAAGGCGCACGUCUUUAGUCAAACCGGGGCUGCGACCCCCUGAGCUACGAGGGACCAGUAGAGGGGAUUGAUUUGAUGUCACUUGGGCUCAGAUAUCCGCCUGCCCAACCGUGAAGUUCACUGAAUUUGGUGAAGUAAGCUGACCCCACACGUGGAAGAACCAAUCAAUUUAAAAAAGAUGACUACGGGGUUCAGUUUGAAAAGAUGCUUGAUAAUGUGAUUCCCAGGCAAACAACGUGAUCUUCUCUUCAGUUCCAAAUUACAUCUUCGUCAAAAUAGAUUGCUUAGAAAUUUUCCGAUACAUAUUGCCAGUUUGGUUGACCAUGUAAUGAUGAGAGCUUUUGAAAACACAUCUAGAACAUUCGCGUAUGUUUAGAGGGUACGCGUAGGCUAAAUCAAAUGACUGUAUGAUACUUUUAUGCUCUUUUGGUCCAAAAAUGCACAGAUUUAGGAAUCUCAAAAAAGAAGACCAAGAAGCGGUUACUCCCAGGACUGUGGCAUAUACUAAGAAACUAUCCAUCCGCUAAAUGAGCUUAACGUUGUUGCUGUGUUUAGGGCUAAAAAUCGCCCUGAUCCACAAGUCAGACUCUAGAAGAAGAAAAAGAAGAAGAAGAAAAAGAAUAAGGAUUGAUUCCUGUUAUUUUGCAAAUAGCCUGGUAAUCUACCUCUUGAACUCCGACUUUCAAACCACUAAAAUUUAUCUUAGUGAAUCUGUCUCACUCGGACUAGCGUCUCCCACCAGUGAGGCAUAUAUAAAUGCCAAUAUGUGGUCUGCGGCAAAUAUUUGCACAGGAAAUUACCGGGAUACAAGGAGGUUUGGGUUGAGUAAAGAGAGUUUACCAUUUCGUUGAGAUAACGAUCAGCUGUGGUUAUCUAGCCCCGCCUGAAGGAAAAAAAUCCCAGCCACCUUUAAUAUGAGACGGGUAGUAACAGGGGGUUUUUACAGGUGCGGCCGGGGAACGCAAACAAAGGCGAGGAGGUCAAGUAAUUGUAGGUAAAAGAAAAGUUAUUGGGCAUGCGCGGUGGUUGAGAAAUAGUCGCCCCUAACCACAACGCCUAACGCCAACUCAUAAAUAUAACCCCUAACCCUGACCCCCAACAAUAACCCUUAACCUUAACCCCUAACCACAACCCCGAACCCUAAACCCUAACCCCAACUGUACUGUGUCCAUCAGGUGGGGCUACAUAACCACAUCUACAACCUCCAGGCAAUCAGCGAGCACAAUGACCGGCCAACCCCAUUUUUUGUACUGGAACUUUGCUCGGGAAGAGUAAUUAGCCAUGUAGUGAGGGUGUUGGCGGCCGACAGUUCUAGUGACAAUGAACAAAAUGACCGAGUCAUUAUCACGCCAAGAAUCCAAUACGGGGAUGAUAUUAUGGCUACUAACGACUGGGGUGUCGACUAACAAGCCAUCAUCGCAUCAAUUACGACCAGGAGGGAGCUGCCAAUUAUGUGAGAUAUGCGGUUGUGUGGCAACUACCGUCUGUGAAUACUGUAAUCUCUGUGUUCUCACACUCUUAUCUGCCACUGUCUCUGAUGAGGGGUUCGAGUGUAAAUGCGAAAUGUCAGGCCAAUAAGCCACUUUUUCCACCGGCUGCAUUUUCCUCUUCUGAAAGACUUCCUGGAAGUCGCCUCUCCAAUUCUAUUCCUAAUAUUUUCUUAUAAAACUGGGAGUUUAAAUGUGAUAAAUUGUAAAAAGGCCAUGACAGUGGAACUGGCCAAUAAGUGAAGGUAUAAGGAUCCGCUGGCUGCGUUAGCACUGUUUUGACUAUAAGACGGCUUGAGAGGCAGGGUGGCGAUUUAACAUAGACUGACUAAUUUGUCGUAGGCCAUCAUGGGGCAUGUUAUUGAAAUUAACGGAGUGUCCAAAUGGAAUUGAACAUCAAGUGACAUAUUUUUUGCUGAGUUACAGAUAAAUGAGUGUACGCAGAAUGAGUUUACCUCUUACCGCGGUAACCAGCCCGGCCAACUGGGACCGACCGACCUGGGGAGUGCAGUAAGGACAGGCAUAGUAGUCUACAAGCCGAACCGCACCACGGACGCCAAAGCCAAACGUGAAGCCAGCAAAUUACAACUACCUCCGCCUCGCAAUGCCAACGCUCAACCGCCCACAAGCUGCCCACGAUAUCAGUGGACGUUCCGGGCGCAAAUCGGUCUUACCGGACACCUCCGGACCAACUGCAGCACCUGAUGUUUCCCCGUCCACCGCAGUCUUGUCCCCCCACGCCGACAAUUAACACUGACCGCACUCCUAAACACCCAACUCCAUCCUCCUCCAUCAUCUCAGCAUCUGCUGCGGCGGCUCCUGUACCCACUACCACUGCGCACAAUCUCGACACACUGACAAACACCAACUUCACCACCGUCAACGCCAGCGAUGUGGACUGGGCUCAUAUCUGUGCUCAUUCCGAUCGCACAUUCCCCCCACACAUUGGCCUGGUCGGUCACUUGCGAAUUCAUUUCACAGGGACUGGCAAACCAGUGCCUGGAGCACCAACCUGAAUUUGCCGCAUCCAUCCUAACUGUCUUCACUGCCCCCGCACAUUCCGUCACCGCAUGGGCUUAUUAUGUCGCAUGUACAUUUAUGAACACUUGCGGUAGACAACCGCUGACUACAUCGCACACCUUCCCCCACUAGCACCUGCACCACACAAUAACACCCACUGCAAGCACUCGAGUGCCACCCCCCACGCAUCUGGGAAGUGUCCCUGCCUACUCAUUCUCCACGCGGCUCCUCUGCUGCAUGUGUGAUCAGGACCUGAAACAAUCGCAGUACGCCAAACGCCGUGGUUUGGAAAUUUGUCGAUUGGCGUCUCAGCGCAUUCCACGCGGUCUGCUUAGUUGUGUGUGUUUGUGUGGAGUGGCGAUCUGGUGGACUGAAAGCCAGGCUGUGACGGUUCCUUCUUAACAUGACCUCUGGCGCUCUCACCCAUCUGAGAGGAGGGUGUGGGCUUUAUAGUUAGUACCUCUCAGUCUACGACUGACUAGUUAUCCAGGCUUUGAAGGUUGAUGUCCCAGGCUAGUGCGGAGUUGAGUCUCGCUCUUCUGGCUGUGCGUCUGCCAUGCCAUGAUCAUCAAUUCACGUGCAUUGACAGUUCUCUGGCAUCUGGUUUCCUGUCGGUGGGUGCGCUUGCGCUCACGUUGGAUAUACAGACUGCACAGUCAUCCUCGCCUUCCUUACCCCUUGUGGUGCUGUUGUCGUUGUUGGCAAAAAUCCUGGUCAAGUGUUUUUGUGGACCAGAGGGUGCGGUGGCACGCCUUGGUGCAGGUCCGGCCGCUCCGGCUGCCUGCGUCCUUUCCCGCCCCCGUCUUCUUGAUAGCGGACCCAGGUGGGGAGGAGGAUAUAGUGCGCUAGACACUGCGCAAGUCCACUCUCACUAUAAACUAAUUCACGGGCAAGUCACCGUGCCUGCUCCAUCCUGCUGUGGAGCACACGGUGGACGUCAUCGACAAUGACGGACAAACUGUCGUGUGCGCGUGAUUCAAGUGUGAUUUGAACUGUAUCCUCUGAACCUGUCACUUCAAAUGCAUAAUACUGACUGUCAAACUGGCAUUUAUCGGGUAGCCAAAAAGCCGCUUAAUCUGCAUUUUUUCGCACAUGUGGCCAGUCAUUCAUGGGACGUGGGUGCGCGCGCGAUCACUGCACAUACAGUGCGUAACCUAACUCAUGAAAUGUGUCGAAAAUUACGAAUGAUCGCCAAUCACUCGCAAACCGACGCCAAUUCAUGAGUCCAAUGUCUAUGUUAAUUAAGUACAAGUUUAAAAGAAUUAGAAACAUAAAAGAAAUAUUUAAGGCAGUGUUACGUUGUUCAGAAAUGCCGAUUUCUUUAGAAAAGCGCAAUAUCCCGAAAACAUCAGAAAUGACUCUAAUUUAGUAAACUUCGUUUUUAGAUAAAUGGAAUGCAUUAUUCGACCAAAAACGAAGUAAAUAUGAAAGUAGAAAUAAAAUAACGUCCAAUAAUUGUGUUUGGGUGAAGUUUGCAUCUAACUUAGUAAGAUUUCAUAUAUGACGGUUUGUCGAUUGUUUAAAUUCUUAGUGUAGAUUCCAAAACAGUUUUCCGGGGAUUCGUGGUAUUCUUGAUUCUUUUGAGUUAAAUGAGAUGAGCUUCAACAAGAGAAGCUGGAUUUUCUUGAUUUCACAGAUGGGGACCUCGUAGGAACAAAAGUUUUCAACAUGCUAUGAGGCCCGCCGGGGCCAAAUAAAUUUAAAUAGAACUGACAGGCGUGAUUGUAAACAUACCAUUUUGUGUUUGUAGAGAGGGCUUUUCUUCCGUUAAAUUAAUGUACACUUUUCGUUCGUUUUAGAUUACGUCGAGUUUCAUAUUGGCCUUGAAAUAUUGCUGAAUACUUCAUGAUUUUCAGUGUUUUCACCCGAUCGUCCAUAAAAACGGAUGCCGAAUUAUCUGUCUGUUGAGGACAUUAAAAUAAGAUUAGUCUCGAAGGCAUUUACCGAAUUAGUGAGUGUUCGGGCGCUUCUUUUCACGAAGAUGGUCGUUUGGGUCACAUGUGAAGACUCAUUCAAACAUCAAACUUCACUUUCUAGAAAAAUGGCUGUCAGCAACUGAAGUUAGCGACGAAUAUGCCUUUGAUCAACUAAAAAACCUUCGUUAAUAAGUUACCUCUUUUCGAAGUACUCUAUUACUGCCCUCGGCUGACGGAGCUCGGUGUACUUCGAACUUGUGCACGAUCAUGCCAAGCAAAAAUUUGACACUUGUGGUCGUUUCUCUUACGACUGAUCAGGCUCCGAAUUGUUCGGGAAUCAGAAAACUUUUAAAACCUAAUCAAACUCCUUCUUCGAAUAUACUUUGCAAAGAUUGCAUGCUUCUCUCUCAAACGAGUGGAAGAAACCAUAUUUUUGUUUAUGUUUUCUAUAAAAUAUAUUUUAAUUUAUAGGACUAUCGAAAAUCAAUGUAAACAAUUCAUUCUACCUAAGUAGUCAUUUUCGCCGAAUACAGUGCACUCAAAAACCGACAUCCUGCCGAGUCCGAAAUAUUAGAGGAUUAUGCCGCAAGAUAAUCAGUAUUACAACUCUACCAAAGUAAGCCUUCCUAAUGGGGGGAACGCAUCUCAGAAUUUGGUCCAAUAUUUCAUGAGAUCGGUCACUCAGAAGUAAAAUUCGCCAGGUGUUUAAAUAUAAAACGUUUAUUAAAAUAUUUUCGCUAAUUCUGUGGUCACAUUAUUAAAAAAAUGUUUUGCCUAUGCUUUUUGAGGAUUCGAAACUUCUAGCUAAGAUGUGCUUUGAUUUUAAUGUAUUUUUUAUUACACGAAUGAAGGCGAAAUUUCGAGUUCCAGGUGUAUAAAUAUUUGAAGAAGAAGAAGAAUCGAGCACCGGAACAAUUCGUUUAUUAUCCUGAGCUUUCAGACUCGUACAGGAGUCCAUCGUCAGAGGUAGUGGCAGAAACAGGACAAGCAGCAGUUAUAAGGCACGUAGACCCAAUCAUCGACCGACGUCGCACGACUGGAGGUGACUACGAAGGGCUCUGUACGCCGGCGCCAGAUCGAUAAAUCGAUUGACCGAGUUCUCAUCCGAGGCCCAGGCUUCAAUCAAUUCUCGGCCUGUUUUGUUUCCGGCGUGGGCAACUAUUUUGGUGGCUGCGAAGUCAAACUCGUGACCCAUUUCGUAGGUGUGGGCGGCCACUUGUGACAAUGCGUCGCCUCGCCUCACAGCCAGCUUAUGUUCAUGUAUGCGCGAUCCGAGCAUGCGUCCAGUCUGUCCUGUGUAAUUACAAGGACAAUUUUGACACGGAAUGCGAUACACUACUCCAGAUUGCUCUUCGGGUUUUAACCGAUCUUUGAUCUUCAUGACCCUGUUGCGCAUGGUGGCUUUGGGGCGGUGUGCGAUUCCAACCCCUAGCUCCGCAGCAAUGCGCUCGGUCGCUUCUGAAACACCCUUGAUGUAUGGCAGAGAAUGCCAUAUUGUCGGUGACGUUGAUGUUUGAGUUCUCUGGUGGCGACCGCGUAGGCAGCGACUUAUGAAUGCCCUCGGAUAGCCAUUUUGCACAAACUGGUCGCGGAGAUAACGGGCCUCACGCGCUCUAUCUUCCAGUUUGCUGCAAUGAGUUUGGAUCCGUUUGAAGAGUGUCUUCACACAGCUUCGUUUGUGAGCCACCGGAUGGUUGCUGUGAAAACUGAGAAGCUGUGUGGUGUUCGUUGCCUUCCUAUAAACCGUCGUUUCAAGUUCACCGUUAAGGUUUCGUCUGACGAGCACAUCCAGGAAGGGCAACUGCUGCUCCUGUUCUUCUUCUCUCGUGAAUUUUAUAUCCGGGAAGACUGUGUUGAGCAGGCUGUGAAAAUGUUGCAGCAUGUCCUUCUUUACGAUGACGAACGUGUCGUCAACGUAACGUCGCCAAAACACCGGUUCAUGUUGGAGGGAGGCAAUCUUUUCCAACUCCUGUAGGACCAGUUCGAUCGAUCUGGCGCCGGCGUACAGAGCCCUUCGUAGUCACCUCCAGUCGUGCGACGUCGGUCGAUGAUUGGGUCUACGUGCCUUAUAACUGCCGCUUGUCCUGUUUCUGCCACUACCUCUGACGAUGGACUCCUGUACGAGUCUGAAAGCUCAGGAUAAUAAACGAAUUGUUCCGGUGCUCGAUUCUUCUUCUUCUUCAAGUAUUUUUUAUUUUCCACACUAACAGUACCUGUGCUAACUCAUGAAAUGCCGAGGUCAAAAUUAUAGUGGAAAAUGUAGCGUAUUUUUGGUGUCGUUAUUUGUGUUUAUUUAGUUGAAAUAAGGACGAAAAGACCGUUUUCUGAAGGAAAGUUUGAUACGGAUCUGUAUAUUAAAUAGAAAACGGGCCGGAUUAAGACGUAAUCGGAGGAUUCCUGAUCUUCAAGCAGUUUCCUACGCUAUUAAAGCUUUCGGAUGGAAAUUCUUUGUGUAACCUUAUUAAUCUGUUUAAGAAGAGUAAUAAAGGGACGAAAUUUUUUUAAUAAACUUUCGAACAAAAAGAAAAAAUUAAAUUUCAAUAUUAACAAAAUCAGGGAAAUGCAGAUAAAUUAUUUCUUAUUGUGUUCAGGAAAUAACGUGCUAUUCUUUAUCUAAAAAUUCUAUUUUAUAAAUUCGUAAAGUUUAAUGUUUCAAAAUACCGAAAUAAAAACGUUUAUCAGUGUGAUUGUUUUACCAGACUGAAAAUGCGUGUCGUAAACGAAUAUAUAUUGAGUUCGCGCGACAUGCCGUCACUUUGCUCUGCCACGCCAAACGAUAACUAUGUCUAAACAAUACUUAUCCGAAGUUGACUUCCAGCGCAUUCGAAAAUUAGCGGCUGAGGGAAUCCCGCGUGAGUCGUUAGCUAGUAUUUUCAAUAUUAGCAAGGUCACUCUGUGGCGCAUUAUUAAUGAUAAAAUUGUUCCUAGAAAUAAGAUAGGGGGACCAAAACGGUCCACAAGUAAGCAAGACGACGAUUUUAUUCGUCGUACAUUAAAAAAGUUUCAUUACAUGCCCAUUGAGACCAUUCAGCGGGAACAUCUGCCGAUGUUUUCUAUGAACAUCAUUAGAAAAAGGAUGAAGGAAUUUGAACUGCAGCGGCGGAAGGCCAUGAUUAAGCCAUAUUUAAGUAGAAAACUAAUUAGAGAACGGCUUUUAUUUGCUAAGAAUUAUAUUGAAUACAGAUCUUCAUUUUAGAAGAGCAUUUUCUUCUGCGAUGAGGUUCUAUUUUUAGACAAGCCUACGAAGUCGCUCCAAACCGUCAUAUGUGGAAAGAACUUUCCAAGAGAACACACUACACCAACGGCAACAUUCAAGAACUGUCGGCGGAUGAUGGCGAUUAAAUUCGGUGAGCGGCCUGUCUGGCGGUCAACAUCCGACACCAUCAACAGCAAGGUGUUCAUUGCAAUUUUCAAGGAUGCUUUCGGCUACAACGGCAUAAGUCGGCGCCGAAUGGAUACUGUAAUUUUGCAGGACAAUGCACCUGUCCACCGCUCUAAAGAGGUACGAAUUUGAUGCCGCUUGCAAACAUAAUCUAAAAUUUUAGACAACAACCACGCUCUCCGCAAUUGGCCUCCAAUAUAUUUUCAUCCCGGCCAACAGUCCCGAUCUGAAUCCAAUCGAAAAUCUUUUUGGAAUUGUCAAAAGAAAUUGGCACAAAGCUAAGAAGACUCUUUCAAUGCAGGAAAAAUUGGAUUUCAUACUCAAUAAUUACAUUUUACAAUCCACCAUAGAUAACCUUGUCAUGUCUAUGUCGGACAGACUUUCUGCUGUUAUUAAUUCGAAUGGACAAUCUACAAAGUACUAAUUUUUGUAUCUGUUUCUGUCCUUAAUUAUUUUUGACCUUUUAUGCGCCCUCCUCCUUUAUACGUCCUCAUACGUAGCCUUUAUUAACUUGGUUGUAAUGUAGGCGUUUCUCGAAAAUGUGACUUUUGACAAAUAUUAUUUAUUUUUAUCUCAGUAAAUAAUAUUUUCUUAACCAAACUUUGCUUUAUUUCUUUGGCACAUCGUUUAUUUUCCGCUAUCAGACUUUGGGAGCUGUAGUGUUUACCGAUUUUGCGUUAAAGUCGUUAACCUGUGUUAAUUCGUGACAUUUCAUGAGUUAGCACAGGUACUGUAUUAGCCACAUUCGAGACCGAGCAAUAGGGGUUCCUCUUAUCAACGUUCUAUCAAGGAACAGAGUCUUUUAAUACGUCGAUCUUUAUUUUUUUCCGAAACAGGAGCAACAUUCAACAAGAUGGUUUUAGUCAUGUCUAACGUUCCAAAAUGUCUUAUCUUUACCCCUCAUCAAAGAUUUGUCCAAGACUCACCUUUGUAAAAAAACUCCAACUCUGGAGUUUUAUUCUUCUGUGAAGUCCUCUGUGAUUUGUCGUGCUACAUUUAUUUUAAUUACAGUUCUAUGCUGACGCCUUCCCUCGUCCUUUAACUGAACUCAAAGGCUCAAGAGAUUUUAUCCGUCACGCGGUCUUCGUUUAUGUUAUCUGAAUGAGUGCUCACAAACGCCAAAAGUGUUUGUUAACGGGUUAUGAGAGGUAUCCCGUGAUCUCUAAAGGAACUUUUCCCAAGACUGAUAAUCCUAGUAUUUCUCCAGUGUGGAUAUUAUGAGUACACUGGGCUUUAUUCGCAAAUACAUUAAAAUAACUUGAUUUAGAAUUUCUGCAGGAAACUUGCGUCACAUGAUGAAACCCAAAAAACCUCAAAGUCAUUUAAAAAAUCGUUUCUCAUUUUGUCAAAGUUAUGUAUAAUUCAUAAAUCGUUGUGGGGGGACUGGUGCACGUAUUUUCAGAUGCAAUCGGAAUUGUGAGUAUAUGUACAGUACGUGACAUGUCUUAUGAAAUGCGCCGCAAUGUACAGAAAACCACCGAAAUAUAAGAUUAUGUAGAUUUCUGAUCAAUCUUUAAAAAAGUUGACAAAUAAAAUUAUUUAUAAACGCAGAGCGCAUGCAAAAAUUACAUUUGCAUGAAUAGGCUGGGCGAAUAAGCCAUUUUCGUCGUCUUUUUUAUGAGUUACCUUACAUACUUUGGGUAUGCGUAGCACAGUAGCGGUUUGGUGUUUUUAUAGUAUAAACAGUAGGCAACCUUAAUCACCAGCGUAUGCGUAACUUCACAAAGAUUUCCUUGUACGUCCGAAACCAGCUACAUACGCCUGUCAAAAUGCCCAAUUAACAAUAAAUGAUCUUCGGCCUUGAGGACAUUAAAGGCGUGUUAAAAGGAAUAUUUAAUUGGUCAGAAAUUAUUUUGAGGAAAACGGAAAUACCAGAGAAGGGCGAAUUCAUUUCAAAUGAACAAAAUUAAUCUGUAGAAGUUCACAAUGCAUGCCCGUGCAAACAAUCGAAUAAAUGAAAUAGAAUAAGUAGAUUAGUGUUUCAUAUGUCCUUUUUCUGACCCUCGAGCCAAGUAUCCUCCCAUACGUCGUGCAGUAUGCAUUAUGACAGCCAUUCGAAGGUGCCUAACGUCUAGUUAAUGUUUUCAAAAUGCUAAGCAGGAAUUUUUAUGAGAGUUUUUCAUUUUCACACUGACCAGAAUAUGGUUGACACUGGAGAAGUAAACGUUUUGCUGGGGUAUCCGACGAUUAAAAAUAUGAAAACGUAAUAACGGGCUUACCUGUUAUAUGCACUGGGAAAAUGUCUCCUCCACGAAAUCAUUAUGUAUUUUUGACAACGGUUGAAACUGCUGAGUCCCAAUCCGUCAACGAAAUUUCAGCAAGUGUUUUACGGUUUUGUGCCUAAAGACGUGGCGUCUGUAGAUUUAAGUUAUGAAACUACCACAAAAAAUAGAUCGUAAAGCUUUCUAGCCGAACAGGGUGCUCUUGAGGGUGCUUUUAUCCAUGAAUGAGGGUGUGGGUCAUACUUAUAAGUCUGUCUAAACAUAAACCACAGCAGCCAAAGAAGACGGACCUCCAUGACAAUGAAAUGAAAUGGAUAUACUAAAUUUCAAAUACCCAACCCUGCGCAAUCAAAUGUCUCUCUGGAUAGGGCUCUCCCAGACCAUUAUCAGAUGGAUGCCAACAUCAUUUGUCUCUUUCCGAUAUACAGUCAAUAAGAAAAUUAAAUCAAUUUCGUUCAUACCCUUUCCUGGCUUAUGUGGAUAAUAUUUCAGUCGCAAACGGCACUCUCUUUUUUAUGUCCAGUUUAAAAACACUUAUGUCAUUUUUACUUAAUUUUUACUUAAUUCUUCGAAUAUAAGCGCAACAUAAAAUAUUACUAUAGCUCCAAAACGACUAACCUUAGUCCCGUUCAAUUUUUAAAUUGUACGUUGGCUAAACUAAACGUUCGAAUAUCCUCCUACAAUACAUAACCUGCUAAGCUGACCAAUUGGUAAUGGAACAUUUUGCGGUUACUUCAAUAACGGUUACAUAUGAUAAGUACGCACUUGAUAUAUCGAGAGACCAGACGUCAGCGGCGUUGCUUUGUUUUGGUCUGCAAAUCGCCCUGAUCCAUGAGCCAGUAUCUUGAAGAAAAAGAAGAAGUAGAAGAAGAAAAAGAAAGGACUCUUGUUAUUUCUAAAAUAGCCUGUUUGUUUACUUCUUGCUGUACCUGCUUUACAUGGACAGAAACUUAUUUUCAAACCGAUAAAAUUAAUUCUGGUAAAUCUGUCUCACUCGGACUAAUGUCCCCUACCAGUGAGGUAUGAGCAAAUACGCAGAUGAGGUCUGUGGCAGAUAUUCGUACAAAAAAUUACCGGGAUAUAAGGGGGGGGGUGGGUUGCGUCAAGAAAGUGCACCAUUUUGUUUAGCCAGAUAACUCGUAAGUAGAAGGCAUAGCGCUCGAGAUAGCGCUACCUAGUCAUCCGAAUUUUGGUCAUCAUGCCCUGUCAGUUUUGCCAUCCACUGUGUCUGAAUGGAUAUAAUAGUGUCAUGUGUGUGCACUCGACUCUAAGUCUUGCCCUUAAUAAUUUGUAAACUAACUGGCCUACCACUCUUGGGUAUGAAGUCUUUAUAUAAGGACUGAUCUACAUAUUGCUGGAGUAUCCAGUUGAAGAGCCGAAGCCUCCACAGUUGUCCGAGCAACAGUGGAAUAGUCGACAGAACAUCAGUCUGGACUUUAAGUCAUUACGUGUGUUUGGGUACUACGAAAUCGCACUUACGUAUAAGUGACGUAUCUGAUGAAAUAUCAACCAAAACUAUGAAACAUGCUUUUGAUUAGGAAGGAUUACCCAAGUGGAACUACAAUAUUGAUUAUCGUGAAGCAUAAUUCCUAAAUAUGUAAGUCGCACCACAUUGCCGGUUAUAGAAUAUGCUUCUUUCGGACCGCCUACAAAGAAUGGCAAUCGUCACACUUUGAUUGCCUAGGUAGUGUAAACUGCUUCUAUCGAAUCGGCGCCCUUUUAAAAUCAAAUUGGUUUCACAGAAAACACACAAAAAAUACCCUUCUUGAACAAAUUGGGGGGGGGGCAAAUUGCACCUUCAUAGUUUAUACUCGGAGAAAGGUCACAGUAUGUGACUUACUAAGUAUCUCUUAUCAAUCGCAAACCGCCCCAGGUGUAUCGAACAAAACCCUUAACUAAUAAUGCACGCCUUUGACUGCAAUGAAAGCAUAAAUGAAGUAUUAAAAUUAAGAUUACAUUGUCUAAAGGUAACCAUUUUUAGAGAAGCGGAAGAGUUGACAACACCAAGAACUGUGGCAAAUAAGUGAACAUAAGUUUUAAAAACAAUUUCUGGAAGUCUAUACAAACAAAAACAGAAUACAUGCAACAAUACAAGCACAAUAAAGUUCAAAAUUGUCAGUCGUGCAUAUAUUUAAAGCCAUCAACCCUUAAUAGUCAGCCUUUUAUGAUGAGUCCCAUACAAGUAACUGAGUAAUGUUUGAUUCAGGGUCGCAAAACUGUUAUACGAGGAUGCGAUGCAAUUUUGUUGAUUUGGUACUGUUCGAGAUGCGAUUGAUUAAAGCAGAAAGAAUAUAACCUGAGAUAGGACAAACGUUUAUAUAAAGGUAUAUAUUGAGAUACCGGUCAGUGGUAAAUCAGUUCGAAUAGCAUUAGCAGGGGCAAUCGUAAGCAUAUUAUUCUCUGUGUAGCAAGAAAUAUUUUAUUCGGCAAAUGUAUUUUGCAGUUAUUGGUGACGGCGUCCUUGAUAUACUAGCAAAUAUGUUUUAGAUUCAGUAUUUUCAAUCGAUUGCAACCCCGAAUGACCAGUUCUUUCUAAUCGAAAACACAAUGCCGAAUUUCGGUUAGUAUUUCAUCAAAUACUUCACCUACUGCACUGUAUGCAUCAAAUGUACUACGACCACGCUAGCCUACAAACGGGUGAACUCUUGAUUAGAUGACACUUACAUAUCCGCAGAUGUUGCGAAUUUGCCAUUAAAGAGCGCAGCACACUAGUUUGUGGUAAAGGGACGCUUACUGAUCGUUUCCACGGAACUCCUUCGUCCCGUUUUGCCUUACGGACUCUCUCUCUCGAGCCCAACUAGAAGCCGCACGGUGGCGCAUGAUAUAGGCGGAAUGGUAUUACCGACAAAGACAAGGGAAACUGAAGUGGUCAUUUCUAGCCUAUUAGUCGUCGUUAGCCGGUCAUUCCCAACCCCCAAGUGUGGAACACCUAGAGUUGGAACUCGCGACCUGUUUGUUAGAAGUCCGACGCCUCUAAGCAUUGAGCCACGGACUUCUUGUCCUGUCGGUGUGUUAUAGCAGAGGGCGUUCGCCGACCGGUUAUUGGACAUGCUCAUCCGUUGAGAUUUUGAGCUCUAUCUAGAGCUCCGCGGUCAGUCGCACAGCGGUUAGUUGUAUGCGCAGUAGGAGAUAACCGACAAUGACAAGAGAGACUAGAGUUGCCCCUUCUGGCUUAUUAGCCGUCAUCAGCCAAUCAUGUCCAAUCCCAGGUUUUCAGCAUUUGAACCUCGAUCCCACGUUCUUUGGUCAUCGAGCGUUUUUAAGCCCAACGUUCUUGGCCCUUGAACCAACGGUCCGUUGUCCUGCCAAUUGCGAUCGGGAACACCAACGAUGUUCGAAGUGCGUUCACCCGUCGAGCUACGGGACAAGCGGGUUUGUAAAUCGCGUCUUAAGGCACAUCGAUGCGAGCAAAUUCCGCAACCCGAUCGGUGAACGUAUUUCCAACAUAGUAUUCUCGAUCGCAACCGAUAGCACGACGGGGCCGUGGCUUAAUGGUCAAGAACGCUGGACUUAAUAACGUUCAAUAACCAAAGUACGCGGAGUAAUGGUGUUGAUGAUGAUGACGGUGGUGGUGGUGGCGAUGGUGGUGAUGAUGAUGAUGAUGAUGAUGAUGAUGAUGAUGAUGAUGAUGAUGAUGAUGAUGAUGAUGAUGAUGAUGAUGAUGAUGAUGAUGAUGAUGAUGAUGAUGAUGAUGAUGAUGAUGAUGAUGAUGAUGAUGAUGAUGAUGAUGAUGAUGAUGAUGACGAUGAUGAACAAUAG
Messenger RNA from Spirometra erinaceieuropaei, 29952 nucleotides. Lineage: Eukaryota; Metazoa; Platyhelminthes; Cestoda; Diphyllobothriidea; Diphyllobothriidae. The record is from the annotation of a GenBank genome assembly.